AUGGACGAAGAGCAAUCCCCCUUGAUGCGGAUCCCCGCCGAAAUCCGCAUCAUGAUUUACGAAUACCUCCUUGACGACGCUGGCGAAAGAAGACUCGCCGUCCGCAAUAAGGCAAUGCAUCAGCUGCACAACGGCGCCCUGAGCACCUACCGCCGCACCUCAUACCGCAUCAUCGAGAGGUCCUUUCACAGGCAAUGCUUCUUGACGACGUACGCGCAUCACCACCCGGCUAGCCCCAAGUCUAUAAUGCACCCCGAAAUAAUGGCCGUCAACCGCCGCAUCCACCGUGAGACGAGCCACCUUCUUUACGGCCGCCCGCACGGCUUCGAUUUCGGUAGCGACGUUGAGGCUGUGGUGCCCUUCCUCAAAGACCUGACGCCCUCUUCUCGAUCUGCUAUCCAGGAGCUUACCAUCCGCAAGGACGGGCCUGUGAUGCACUGCAAUAGUGAGAGUGACCGGCUGGACUGGGCUACCAUGUGCGCCUACCUCGGCCGGCUGGAUAAGGCGAUACCUAGGCUGCGUAUCAUCGUGGAGGGCGGAAGACCAACGGCGGCGUGGGAGGGGCCGCAGGUGCUGAGCGUCUCAGAUCUGAGGUUGCUGGCGCUCAUUAAGCACGAUAGCAUGGAGUGGGUCGCUGAGCUGGCCAAGGUCGAGGGGAUUGAGCAGCUGGAGAUUGUGCCGAGGAUACGACAUCUCCCUGCGCCCGGCACGACGGCAACACUGUUGUUUGCUGCAUUUUCAGCGUCAAUUGACACGGCGCUUGUUGAGUAUCUCCAGACGGACUGUGGGCUUCCUGCUACGGCUGUGUCCCUCACAGCUUGA
Molecule: messenger RNA, 822 nt
Organism: Colletotrichum abscissum
Lineage: Eukaryota; Fungi; Ascomycota; Sordariomycetes; Glomerellales; Glomerellaceae
Exons: 1
Coding region: 1-822 (273 amino acids)
Source: RefSeq, a predicted model, not a curated record